Molecule: messenger RNA, 1683 nt
Organism: Helianthus annuus (common sunflower)
Lineage: Eukaryota; Viridiplantae; Streptophyta; Magnoliopsida; Asterales; Asteraceae
Product: basic proline-rich protein-like
Exons: 1
Source: RefSeq, a predicted model, not a curated record
AUGCUAUACGAUGAUCAACACACCAGAUUUCAUCCUUUAGAAGGUGGAUGUCCUCCGCCACACCACCAAAUCCAACAAUUCUUGGCACCAUCACCUCCCCGACCCCAUCCUCCACCUUGAUCACCACCACCACCACCUCCUCCACCACCACCGCCGCUUCCUCUCCCUCCUCCCCAUCCAUAACCUUCUCCCUUUCCACCACCACUACUUCCUCCUCCCUUACCACCACCUCCCCCUUCGCUCCCGCCACCGCCACCACCACCACCACCACCGCUGCCUCCUCCACUCCCACCACCACCUCCGCCGCCUCCUCCUCUUCCCCCUCUACGUCCAUGACCUUCCCCUUUUCCACUUCCUCCUCCUCCUCCACCACCACCACUUCCUCCCCCGCUCCCACCACCACAACUUCCUCCACUCCCACUCCCACUCCCACUCCCACCACCACCUCUGCUGCCGCCUCCUCUCCCUCCUCCUCGUCCAUGAUUUUCACCCUUUCCACUGCAUCCUCCACCACCAUCAUUUCCUCCUCCUGUCCCUCCUCCACUACCAUCACCACAACUUCCGGCUCCACUCCCACCACCACCACCGCCGCCUCCUCCUCUCCCUCCUCCUCGUCCAUGACCUCCCCCCUUUCCACGUCCUCCUCCACCACCACCACCGCCGCCUCCUCCACUACCACCACCACAACUUCCGCCUCCACUCCCACCAUCACCGCCUCCUCCUCUCCCUCCUCGUCCAUGACCUUCCCCCUUUCCACUUCCACCUCCUCCUCCCCUACCACCACCAUUUCCUCUUCCGCUCCCACCACCACAACUUCCUCCUCCACUCCCACCACCGCCGCCUCCUCCUCGUCCAUGACCUCCUUCAUCACCGCCGCCUCCUCCUUUCCCUCCUCCACUACCACCGCCACAACUUCCGCCUCCACUCCCACCACCACCACCAGCACCACCGCCUCCUCCUCUCCCUCCUCGUCCAUGACCUUCCCCCUUUCCACUUCCACUUCCACCUCCUCCUCCCCCACUACCACCACUUCCUCUUCCGCUCCCACCACCACAACUUCCUCCUCCACUCCCACCACCGCCGCCUCCUCCUCGUCCAUGACCUCCUUCACCACCGCUGCCUCCUCCUCGUCCAUGACCUCCUUCACCACUGCCGCCUCCUUUCCCUCCUCCACUACCACCACCACUACAACUUUUGCCUCCACCCCCACCACCACCGCCGCCUCCUCCCCGUUCAUGACCUUCCCCCUUUCCACUUCCACCUCCUCCUCCUCCUCCACCACCACCACUUCCUCUUCCGCUCCCUCCACCACAACUUCCUCUUCCACUCCCACCACCACCGCCACCGCCGCCUCCUCUGGCUCCCCCUCCCCCUCGUCCACGACCUCCUCCACCUCCACCUCCUCCGCCACCACUACCAUCGCUGCCGCCUCCUUCCCUUCCAUGACCCUUCCCUUUUCCAUUUCUUCCUCUUGCUCCACCAUCGCCGCCUCCAGCAACUCCACUACCACCACCAUUAUGGUUUCUAUUAUUUACACCAUCACUCCCAUUCCUACUCCCACCACCACCAUCACCAUCUCCAAUACUAGCCCCUUCGUUGUAUAUUUCCAUUUUGCUUUCAAUCUCCAACGAGGUUGUGUUCUUUCCAUGCACAUAUAAUUCCUUCAAAACUUUACGAUUAUAA